AUUGAUGAAAAGUCUCUUGAAGAACUUGGAAAGCUCUUACUAAAUGCCGUGCGCUCGAUUUGGAUCUCGAUUAAAAGCGCUGCUCCAGGUCCAUCCGCACAUGCGAUUGAUUUACAAACAUGGUUUGGUUCUCUUGCUCAUUCUGUAGAUUCCUUGUCUGUUCUUCCGACCAUCCUAUCAUUCCGUUCCAGUACCAUAAACUAUCUGCUGAAUGAGACUUGGGAUGCUGCAUUCUUCAAGAAUUUACUGAAGUCAUGGAUAUUUUUCAAUGACUUUGAGCUUCGGGGCCAUGUCGUUGAUGGUCAGCAUGUAUUUACUUUUGAUGGUCAAAAUUACGCUUACCCUGGAAAUUGCAAAUAUAUACUGGCCCAGGACAGUGUGGACAACAACUUUACUUUAAUUGGUCAGCUAUCAAAUGGAAAACUUAAGGGCAUCACGCUCGUAGAUCGUGAUGGUAACUAUGCCGAAGUAGCCGAUAAUCUCGCGCUAAAAAUAAAUGGAAGCCCAGUUGAAUACCCACAACACUUGUCUGGUCUUCACGCAUGGCGUAAAUAUUACACCGUCCACUUACAUUCUGAGUAUGGAGUGAGUGUAUUGUGUACUACAGAUUUAAAGGUAUGCCAUUUCAACGUAAAUGGAUUUUACACAAGCAAGACACGAGGACUACUUGGCAACGGCAACGCUGAACCAUACGAUGACUUCUUGCGAGUUGAUGGGACAAUAGCCGCAGACUCAGCCGCAUUAGGUAACGAUUACGGAGUUGGAAAAUGCGCAGUAGUUUUAUUCAACAAUGACCAAGUCGAUAGCCAAAAACGAGAUGAAAUAUGUAGUGAACUAUUUGGCAUUGAGUCACCACUUGCUAUUCAUUAUAUUACCGUGGACUCUAGACCUUACCGCAAGGCGUGUGACAUCUCUCUUGCAAAAGUGGCUGAAAAGGAUAAGGAGGCAACUGCUUGUACAUUUGCCUUAGCUUAUGGUUCCGCUGUUAAGCAGAUAAACAGAUGGGUGCUUUUACCGCCGCGUUGCAUUAAAUGUGGUGGUCCUGUUGGACAGCGCGAUUUUGGAGAUGAGUUUACUGUGAAAUUACCAAACACCAAAGCGGACGUUGUAUUCGUCGUUGAUGUCAAUGUUGCACCCUCAGUUCUGUCCAAUCUAAUAGCACCUGUAGUCAAUGAAAUUCGCGAAUCACUUAGAAGCCGUGGCUUUUCAGAUGUGCAAGUCGGAGUUGUUGUAUUUGACGAAUCUAAGAGAUAUCCCGCCCUUCUUACAAGUGAUAAUGGUAAAAUCAACUACAAGGGAAACCUUGCAAAUGUUAAGCUAAAUGGAGUGAAGAACUUCUGUGACAAUUGCGUUGAGCAAAUCAUAGGAGACAAAAGAAUCCUGGAUAUUUACAAUUCACUGAAAGAAAUUUUCAAAGGCAUUGCACCUCAAGCAGAUGAAAAGGCGUUCCAAUUAGCUUUAGAUUAUCCAUUCCGGGCUGGUGCUGCAAAGAGCAUUAUCGGUGUGCGAAGUGAUUCUCUGGAAUAUAAAAAUUGGUGGAAGUUUGUUAGAGCUCAAUUGACCGGAUCCGUUACUAAGUUUGAUGGUGCGCUUCUUCAUCUUAUUGCACCAGUAAAGGCGCUUGUCUUAGAAGGAGUGCCAGCCGAAAAACUAAUCGGCUUCAACUCUCGUCUGGUAGCUACUGUAGAUGGAAAGGAUAACAAGAAGCGAACCAAGCUGCAAUUCGAUAAUGACAUGGGUAUUGAUUUUGUCCUCAAUAACGGUGGUUGGGUGUUUGCAACACAAAACUUUGAAAAGUUUAAAGAAUCGGACCAAAAGAAAAUGUUGAACCAGAUCACAUCUUCAAUUGCUGAUACUCUUUUCAAGACCGAAAUUGUUAGUGACUGUCGCUGUCAGCCGAGUCAUGGAUUGCACGGCCAACAUAAAUGCGUUAUUAAAUCAUCGACAUUUGUUGAGACCAAAAAGCCAAAAGCUGCCUAAAAUAGUUUCAAGCUU
Drosophila rhopaloa is the source of this 1995-nucleotide messenger RNA. Its product is annotated as apolipophorins-like. The transcript is spliced from 3 exons. The annotation marks the transcript as partial. Lineage: Eukaryota; Metazoa; Arthropoda; Insecta; Diptera; Drosophilidae. The record is from RefSeq and is a predicted model, not a curated record.